AUGAGUUUAUCCACUGUCCCCCUCAUCAUCGAUAACGAAGAUGUCCAGACCGCCUCGACUUUCGAAGUGAGAAACCCGGGGACUGGACUAUUAGUCCACCAUUCCAGCAGUGCAUCCGUCAUAGAGGCCGCGAAAGCUGUGGAAUCGGCCCAAGCGGCCUUUAUCUCAUGGUCCAAGUCUAAGCCUGCUGUUCGACGGGCGGUACUGUUGCGGGUAGCCGAGCUUAUGGAGAAACGUCGUGAAGAGCUUUUAGGCUAUGUGAUAGAGGAGACGGGUGCCGAGAGGGCGUUCGCUGAUUUUAGCAUCACGGCCGGGAUCAAUUUGGUCACCGAUGUCGCGGGAAAGGUGUCAAGCAUCAAUGGAUACUCGCCAAUGCUAGCCGGAGAUGCGACUGCGAUUGUAUACAAGGAGCCGUAUGGUGCAAUGCUUGGAAUUGCCCCAUGGAACGCUCCCUUCAUCCUUGGGGUGCGUAAAGCGACAUUGGCGGUGGCGGCCGGCAACACUAUGAUUUUGAAGGGUGCCGAGCUAGCUCCCAAGUCUUAUUGGGCUAUUGGGGACGUGUUCCGUCAGGCUGGCCUUCCGGCUGGCUGUGUAAAUGUCCUCGUCCACCGCACCAGUGAUGCGGCAGAGGUGACGACGGCACUCAUCGCUGCACCAGAGAUCCGGAAGAUUUGCUUUACCGGCAGUACCCCUGUUGGACGCAUUAUUGCUGCAACAGCAGGUCAAUAUUUGAAGCCUGUGAUCCUUGAGUUGGGUGGUAAAGGAAGCUGCAUUGUGCUAGAUGAUGCAGACCUCGAGAAGGCAGCGGAUGCUUGCACACUAGGCGCAUUCUUGCAUGCUGGACAAGUAUGUAUGUCGACGGAACGAAUCAUUGUGCAUCGCAACGUGGUUGCCGAUUUCCGCACUGCUUUGAAAUCCUCCAUCAACAAAAUCUACGGUGACGACAAGCCAGCUCCCACACUUAUAAGUCCAGUCCCCGUGGAAAGGAAUAAGUCCCUGGUCAAGGAUGCCACAUCCAAGGGUGCAAACAUCCUGGCUGGUAUCUUGGAUACUCCGGUGGACUCUAACACCGGCAUGCGACCUGUUGUCGUCGAAGGUGUCACCAAGAGUAUGGAUCUAUACUACAGUGAAUCCUUUGGCCCAACUGCAUCCCUAUUCAUAGUCGGCAGCGAUUCAGAAGCUUUACAAUUGGCAAACGACACUGAUUAUGGCCUUAGUACUGCUAUUUUCACUGAGAAUCUAGGACGAGGGCUGAGGAUAGCCCGUGAGCUAGAUACAGGUGCGGUCCACAUCAACUCAAUGACAAUACACGAUGAACCUGUUCUUCCUCAUGGGGGUGUGAAAUCGAGUGGUUAUGGUCGAUUUGGAGGUGCCGAUGGCCUGGAUGAGUUUUUGAAAACAAAGUCUGUUACUUGGAUGAACUGA
Molecule: messenger RNA, 1425 nt
Organism: Aspergillus bombycis
Lineage: Eukaryota; Fungi; Ascomycota; Eurotiomycetes; Eurotiales; Aspergillaceae
Product: aldehyde dehydrogenase
Exons: 4
Coding region: 1-1425 (474 amino acids)
Molecular function (GO): succinate-semialdehyde dehydrogenase (NAD+) activity
Source: RefSeq, a predicted model, not a curated record